AUGAAGGUGACGAGGUCGGAACCAGUGCUAGUGCACGCUGCCGGCGAUGCCGCGGUCACAGUUCGUGAAGACUACUACUUCCUCUCCAACCUCGACCAGAACGUCGACGUUCUCAUGAAGACCGUCCACGUCUUCAACUCAUCCAGCGAGACGCGUAGCGACAACGCGGCCACGCUUAUCAGGGAAUCCCUUAGCACGGUGCUCUCGUACUACUACCCCUUUCAGGGCGCCCUGGUCGUGCGCCCCGACGGGAGGCUUGCCGUGCGGAACGAUCGCCGUGGUGUGCCGUUCGUCGAGGCACUAGCCGACGAGGAGCUGCGGGAGGUCACGGACGUGUCCGCGCCUUGCGCCGCCGAGGUUCUUGCGGACCUCGUGUACAUCGACAUGGACAGUGAGAACGCCCUGGAGGCGUCCUUGCUGACCGUCCAGGUGACCACGUUCAAGUGCGGUGGCUUCGUCCUCGGGCUCGCCAUGAACCACUGCUUGGCGGACGGCCAGUCCGCGGCCGCGUUCCUCUGUUCCUGGGCGGAGACCGCACGGGGCGUGCCCCUGUCCACCUCGCCGUACCACGAUCGCAAACUGCAGCGCGCCAGGUCUGUCCCAACGAUUUGCUUCCCCCAUGACGAAUUCACUGAGAUAGAGGACGUGUCCGACCUCGCCGGCAUAUUUGGCAACAUGCCUUGCGUGUAUCGCUCUUUCACGUUCGACGCCGGCAAGCUUGAGAGGCUGAAGAAAGCUGCUAGCGAAGACGCCUCCACCACCACGUGCUCGACCUUCGUCGCUCUCACGGCUUUUGUUUGGGUCGCGAGGACGCGAGCCCUGAGGAUGCGCCCCGAGCAGAAGAGCAAGUUGCUGUUCGCCGUAGACGGCCGGCGGCGCGUCAACCCGCCACUGCCGAACGGAUUCUGGGGCAACGCCAUCGUCUUCGCAUGCUGCAUUUCUAACGCCAGCGACCUCCUCAGCAGGCCACUGUCAGCGGCAUCGCGUUCCAUCAAGGCUGCCAUCAGCCGCACAGACAACGCGUUUAUCCGUUCCGCCGUUGACUACAUUGAGCUCAACCGAGUGGCUCGCCCGUCGCUGACGGCGACGACUCUCGUCACUGCUUGGAACCGACUUGAGUUCCGAACCGCGGAUUUUGGAUGGGGACAGGCAAGCCACUCGGGUCCGGCGGAGCUGCCGCAUAAAGAGGUGGCAAUGAUUCUGCGUGGCGUGCGUGAUAGCGACAGCAUGGUGCUUGUAGUUGGAUUGCCUCUGUCGUGUGUGCAAGCGUUCCAAGAAAUGGUAGACAAACUAUAA
This is a messenger RNA of Panicum hallii, 1296 nucleotides long. Its product is annotated as omega-hydroxypalmitate O-feruloyl transferase-like. Bases 1 to 1296 code for a protein of 431 amino acids. The record is from RefSeq and is a predicted model, not a curated record. The transcript has a single exon. NCBI's taxonomy places the organism in Eukaryota, Viridiplantae, Streptophyta, Magnoliopsida, Poales, Poaceae. Gene Ontology annotation, molecular function: acyltransferase activity, transferring groups other than amino-acyl groups.